Messenger RNA from Dunckerocampus dactyliophorus (ringed pipefish), 2209 nucleotides. Its product is annotated as golgin subfamily A member 4-like. Lineage: Eukaryota; Metazoa; Chordata; Actinopteri; Syngnathiformes; Syngnathidae. The transcript has 2 exons. The coding region runs from base 517 to 1347 and encodes 276 amino acids. The record is from RefSeq and is a predicted model, not a curated record.
AAAUGUGGCAGAGGGGCCGUCUAUGUAUCGGUGGUCAUCAAAUAGAAAGACAUACUUGCUUACAGUGCAACUGCUUCCAUUCGUCACUUCCUGUUGUACGGAAAGGACGCUCACGGAAAAGCUCCGUCCACUAUUACCGGAGUUUUAAACUUUUGCGACCUUGGUGAAUACAGUUCGUGAUCACAACUUGUGAUUACAACUCUGCAAGUGAGUGCUGAGACUUCUGCCUCAAUUCGGACCCGCGAGUGGACUAAACUCACCAAAAGAGACAAUCAGGUGGAGCCGACAGCCGUUACAAGCAAGCUAUCAUGCUAGCCGCGGUUUGACAGCCGCACACGAAGCCUGAUUUUAAUAACAGGAUAACAUUUGGAGUUUUCCUGUGCAGCUUUUUCGGCCCACGAGGACUGGUGGGACUUUGGUGAGAGAUAAACUCGCCGUUAUAACGAAUAUUAAUCACCGAAGGCAUUGCACCACAAGCCAACGGCUAACUGACGGCGUUGCCAAGUAACAGUAACGAUGUCAAAGGCUCGAGGGAGAGGAAGCGCAACAAGCGGUGGCUCUAGCAGUUCUGGUCGAAGUACUCCAGAUUCAGUCAUAUAUACGGAAGAUGUCGAUCUAGAACAGAUUCCUGAGACAACCGGAGGUGCUCACUUAGUACCACAACCGCCGCCGAGACCCAACAAGGAUGACACAGUUAACCAGAUGACACACCUGAGUGGAAAUAUAGACAAAGCAACAGCGACAGCCUUGCAGAAGGUUAAACACCGCGCAAAAAAGCAAGAAAGAAGUUCAAUGGAAAAGAGUGAGUAUACCAUGGCGAAAACCAUGGAGGAUUAUGGAAAACAGAUGCAGCAACUUGUGGAGAAUUCCAACUCAAUGCAAAAACUAACUUAUAGUCUGCUAGUGACUACCAACGCCAUACAAAGAGAAAUGCAAGGUAUGAAAGAGCAAGUUCAGAGAGAAGCAUUUCAAAAUGAAAUGGGGAUAUUAAGGAAGGAAAUGCAAGGUCUGAGAGUGGAGAAUAAAAAAUUACAGGAAAGUUAUGAUGCACUGGGAGCCACUCUCAAAAAUGAAUGUGAAGAAAAGGAUAAAAUCAUUGAGAAGCUGAAAAACACCAUAGAUGACAUGGAUCAGAACACGCGAAUGAAUGACGUGGUCGUGACGGGACUUCGAAUCAAACCAAGGUCCUAUGCCAGAGCAGUGGCGAAUACUGAAGAACCAGACGAAAUGGAUGUCGCCUCAACAGAGCAACAAGUUGUUGAUGGAGUGCAAACUGCAAAAUCUUCAUCAAAGCAAAUGGAGGACCAGAGGCCAGAGUUCUUGCUGUCAAAGACAUCAAGGACCUAGAAAGAUAUUGAGGUCUCCCAACAUGGAGGAAAACAGCUUUAAUAUGCUACAAGAAGAUCUACAAUUGGACACUUUUUACUUUACAGAUCACAAACAAUAGGAUAUGGAAAAAGACAUUGAUGCGGACUUAAAUUUUUUCUCUCACAUUACAAACGACUGCCGUUAUUAUACGGAGGAGCAAUACAACAACAGUUUCAUCAACGACCACAAGUUAUCCAUCAUACACAUAAACAGCAGAAGCUUGUACGCAAACUUUACUAAUAUUAAACAAUAUUUGAAUCAAUUCAAAGAACCUUUCAAAGUUAUAGCAAUCUCAGAAACUUGGAUUAAUGCUAACAAAGGAAUGGACUUCGAGCUGGAAGGAUAUGAAAUGACGUGUGCAAACAGGAACAAUGCAAAUGGAGGAGGUGUGGCCGUAUACGUGGACAAACAUCUGAACUACAAAAUGUCAGGCAGACGCUACAGGAGUUUGAAGUCCAGGACCACAAGGCUGGCGAACAGCUUUUACCCACAGGCCAUCAGGCUUCUCAUCAAAGCACUCACACACUCCGCACGCAACACACACACACACUCAUAGCACUUUAUUUAUUUAUUAAUUUGUAUUAUUUAUUUGUAUUCAUGUCUGUUCUGUUGUUGUUGCUUAAUUUAUUGGUAUUUAUGUUUCUGAUCUUAUUCUUUCUUGUGUUUUCUUUCUUUUCUUGGGAGAAUGAACAGAAUAAGAAUUUCAUUGCAUGGUAUAACUGCCUGUUUUACUAUGCAUAUGACAAUAAAACUCUUGAAUCUAGGUGAGUGAUAAACAUAACAUGUAACUUAAAACUGUUAUAGUCCAGCACUAACAACAAUAUGAACUAUGAACAAUAAA